ACUUAUAAUUAAAACGAAACUGCUAAUAAUAUCAGCGCAACACAUCUCUCUCUCUGCAAUCAAUUUUAAAACAUUAUACUAUUCCCUUCAUCAACCAUCAUCAUCAUCAUCAUCGUGAAGAGUAUUUUUUCAUUCAUAUGGUCUGUUAAUUUCUCCCACACUAUACACGCGUCCGCGCACUAUCCGAGAGAGAAUAGCAUACCAUUACAUUACAUUAGUGAUGUUUUUUUAUAAAAUAAAAAUUAUAAAAAAUUUCUUGGUCACCAAAUAUCUACUUUUCCACCUCCCACUUUCUCAGUCAUUUAUAUUUUUAAUAAAUCAAAAUAUAUUUUUCCAGAGACCUUAACCCUGAUGCAAUCUAUUAGAAAAUCAUUCAAAUCUUAUGCUUCUUAUAACAAACAUUCUAGAAGGUUUUCCGCUACCGGAAAUCCAGAUUCCGAUCACGAACAACUCCCUAUUCUCCUCGAUCACGAAAACAACCACCGCGUCACUCAGUCUUUGCCGAUGGCCGGAGAUGUCGUCGUUAAGAUCGACGACGAGGUUGAACCUGUUCAAGGGAACAAGAUUUGGAGAGAGUCUAGCUACGAUUUCUGGAAUGAUACCGGCGACAAUGCGCGCGAAGAGAGCUUUGAUUUCCGCAACAAAGGUCACCAACCGGAGGACCCGCCGUCGCAGCUAAUUGGAAAGUUUCUGCAUAAACAGAGAGCUUCCGGCGAGAUGUCGCUUGAUAUGGAUUUGGAAAUGGAGGAGCUUCAGAACGAACGUGACGGCGACGGAAAAUUAACGCCGGUGGAGGAAUCUCCGACGAUUAUACAACGCGAGCUUAAGGUUUCGUUUGAAGAACCAGCUUCUAGUGUAAUCGAUGCGGUUAACGAUCCUUUUCGGAGAAGACACAGCAAGGAAUCGCCGUCGUUAGCUGAGUUUCAGAGACCUCCUCAACCGCCGCAUAAUGACCGUCGUCGGUCUCCGUCACCGGCAGGUAACGGUGGUGAUUGCGAGGUCGUGAGGUGUACCUCUAACGCUUCGUUCGAAAGGAAUCUUUCCAUGCAGAGAAAAUCUACGUUGUUGAAAACCAAAACUAGGUCUAGAUUGAUGGACCCGCCCGACGAACCCGACAGAAAGUCGGGCCGGGUCAUGAAAUCGGGUCAGUUAUUUUCUGGGAUGCUCGGAAAGAAAGUUGAUGAAGAUGAAGAUGAUCCUUUUUUGGAAGAGGAUUUUCCAGAUGAGUAUAAGAAAACCCAUUUUAGCCUUUGGACUCUUCUUGAGUGGUUGAGUUUGAUUUUGAUCAUUGGUGCAUUAGUAACAACUUUGAGUGUUCCUAAUUUGAGGGAGAAGAAUCUUUGGCAGCUCAAGUUGUGGAAAUGGGAGGUAAUGAUUCUUGUUCUAAUCUGUGGUAGGUUGGUUUCUGAUUGGGUUAUUAGGAUUGCUGUUUUUUGCAUUGAGAGGAAUUUCCUAUUAAGGAAAAGGGUUCUUUAUUUUGUGUAUGGUGUGAGGAAAGCUGUGCAAAAUUGUGUUUGGUUGGGUCUUGUUUUGAUUGCAUGGCAUUUUUUGUUUGAUAAGAGAGUUCAAAGGGAGACAAAAAGUGAUUUCCUUCAAUAUGUAACUAAGGUUUUGGUCUGUUUCUUGGUGGGUACUUUGGUCUGGUUGUUGAAAACUCUAGUGGUUAAGGUUUUAGCUUCUUCUUUUCAUGUCAGCACUUACUUUGAUAGGAUUCAAGAGUCACUGUUUAAUCAAUUCGUGAUUGAAACACUUUCCGGGCCACCUCUGGUGGAAAUUCGGAAGGCCGAAGAGGAGGAAGAAAGGCUUGCUGAUGAGGUUCAGAAGUUGCAGAAUGCCGGUGUUACCAUACCGCCUGAUCUUAGAGCUACCGCGUUUCCUAACAUCAAGAGUGGAAGGUUGAAGAGUGGCUUGCUUCAGAAAAGCCCUGGAUUUAAAAGUGGAAAGUUUUCAAUGCCACUUUCCAAGAAGUCUGAUGAUGGGGUUGGGAAUGGUGGUGGUGGGAUAACUAUUGAUCAUUUGCAUAAGCUGAAUCAUAACAAUGUAUCUGCUUGGAAUAUGAAGAGGUUAAUGAAUAUGGUUCGGCAUGGGUCGCUUACUACAUUGGAUGAGCAGAUAAUUGAUUCCACUGCUGAUGAUGAGAGUGCCACACAAAUCAGAAGUGAAAAUGAGGCUAAAGCAGCCGCUAAGAAAAUCUUUCAGAAUGUUGCUAGGCGUGGCUGCAGGUAUAUAUACCCCGAGGACUUAAUGCGUUUUAUGAGAGAAGAUGAAGCUAUAAAAACCAUAAAUCUCUUUGAAGGAGCGUCCGAUACUGGGAAAAUCAGCAAAUCUGCCUUGAAGAACUGGGUGGUGAAUGCCUUCAGGGAGAGGAGAGCACUUGCUUUGACAUUGAAUGACACCAAAACGGCUGUCAACAAACUUCAUCGAAUGCUCAAUUUUUUAGUUGCCAUUAUCAUACUGGUUAUUUGGCUCUUGAUAUUGGAAAUUGCCACCACCAAAUUUCUUCUCUUUGUCAGCUCACAGCUUGUCUUGGUUGCAUUUAUAUUUGGAAACACCUGCAAGACUGUAUUUGAAGCAAUUAUAUUCUUAUUUGUAAUGCAUCCAUUUGAUGUGGGUGAUAGAUGUGAAAUUGAUGCGACCCAGAUGGUUGUAGAAGAAAUGAAUAUAUUGACAACCGUAUUUCUGAGAUUCGAUAAUCAAAAGAUUGUGAUCCCUAACAGUGUCCUUGCUACUAAGGCCAUACAUAAUUUCUACCGCAGUCCCGACAUGGGAGAUGCUCUAGAAUUCUGUAUUCAUGUAGCUACCCCAGUUGAAAAGAUUUCACUUAUGAAACACAGAAUACAUAGUUACAUUGAUAACAAGAAGGAGCACUGGUAUCCUUCACCUUUCAUAGUCUUGAAGGAUCAUGAACAAUUGAACAUGGUGAGAGUGGCGGUCUGGCCGACUCAUAGAAUGAACUUCCAAGACAUGGGAGAAAGAUUUGUCAGGAGGUCCGCUCUGAUUGAAGAGUUGAUGAAGAUUUUCAGGGAUCUUGACAUUCAAUACCGUCUCAUGCCUCUCGACGUCAACGUUAGAGCUGUGCCUACCACUUCUGAUCGUCUUCCACCUAGUUGGUCGACAAUCACAGGCUGAGUAGAAGGAAGAUAUCCACCAUGUACUUAGCAGUGCAGAGGCAUUAUCUGCUUCCAAGUGUUACCUUUUAGCAAGAUAGGCUUUAUGUAAAGAGUUCCUUUUGGUUAUUGCUGUAGAUUAAUUUGAUAUACCUACUAAGGUUAGUUUAUAGCUGAUAUAAAUCAAAGUCUCUUGGUACAUGCCUUUCUCAUGCAGUUUUCUUUAAAUAAUGAGCACUAGUCGCUACCUCUUAUCUACCACCUUACUGAAUCUCUAUACUUUUAAGUUUCUAUA
Messenger RNA from Cicer arietinum (chickpea), 3402 nucleotides. RefSeq names its product mechanosensitive ion channel protein 6-like. Gene Ontology annotation, biological process: transmembrane transport; monoatomic anion transport. Gene Ontology annotation, cellular component: plasma membrane. Gene Ontology annotation, molecular function: mechanosensitive monoatomic ion channel activity. The record is from RefSeq and is a predicted model, not a curated record. Lineage: Eukaryota; Viridiplantae; Streptophyta; Magnoliopsida; Fabales; Fabaceae.